UACUACCUGAAGAGCAACAUGGAGACGGAGACGCUGUGCUCGGACGAGGACGCCCAGGACCUCCUGCGGGAGGGCCAGAUCUGCCUGCUGCAGCUCAGCACGGUGGAGGUGGCCACGCAGCUCAGCAUGCGCGCCUUCACGCUGUUCUGCGCCAUCGAGCCCACCGAGUACAUCGACGACCUCUACAAGCUGCGCUCGCGGCCCGGCCCCGCCGCCCUGAAGCGCUUCGAGGACGCCAUCAACCAGGAGACCUUCUGGGUGGCCAGCGAGGUGACGCGGGAGCCCCACCAGCUCAAGAGGAUGAAGACCGUCAAGCACUUCAUCAAGAUCGCCCUGCACUGCCGCGACUGCAAGAACUUCAACUCCAUGUUCGCCAUCAUCAGCGGUCUGAACCUGGCCCCGGUGUCCCGGCUGCGGGGGACCUGGGAGAAGCUGCCCAGCAAGUACGAGAAGCUGUUCGGGGACCUGCAGGACCUGUUCGACCCGUCCAGGAACAUGGCCAAGUACCGCAACGUGCUCAACAACCAGAACCUGCAGCCUCCCAUCAUACCGCUGUUCCCUGUCAUCAAGAAGGACCUCACCUUCCUCCACGAAGGGAACGACUCCAAGGUGGACGGGCUCAUCAACUUUGAGAAGAUGAGGAUGAUCGCCAAGGAGAUCCGGCAUGUGGGCCGCAUGGCCUCCGUCAACAUGGACCCCGCCCUCAUGUUCAGAACCAGGAAGAAGAAGUGGAGGAGUUUAGGCAGGUCUCUGAGCCAGGGCAGUGCCAACGCGGCGGUGCUGGACGUCAGUCAGGCCGGCGGCCAUAAGAAGCGUGUGCGGCGCAGCUCCUUCCUGAACGCCAAGAAGCUGUACGAGGACGCGCAGAUGGCCCGCAAGGUGAAGCAGUACCUGGCCCACCUGCGGCUGGACGACAGCGAGGACAGCCUACAGGCCCUGUCCCUCCAGUGCGAGCCCUCCGUCUGCACCCUCCCUAAGAUCCCGAGCGGGCGACGGUCAGACACGUCUCCGGUGGUGGCGCGGGCGGCUAGCCAGCAGCGCGGGCAGCUAGCGCGGGGGGGCCCCGGCCUGCAGGUCCCCGCCGUGGCCCUCUACCCUUCCCGCAAGAAAGUCCCAGUGAAGGACCUGCCCCCCUUCGGCACCAGCUCUCCUCACUCCCUGAAGAAGAUCUUGUCUCUGUCGGAGGAGGGGACCGACAGACAGAGGAGACCCCAAGAGGACACGGUGUCCAACACCUCCUCCCAGCUCUCUUCUCCGCCCACCUCCCCGCAGAGCUCCCCCAAGAAGGGUGUGUCCAGAGGAGGUGAGAGCUACGCAGAGAGCGGUGUCCACAGCGACGUCUCCUCCCGUUCCAGCCUCCUCAGCACCUCCUCCUUCGACAUGCAGGAGCAGCGGAGGCAGCGGAGCUCUGGGGGGGCCGACCCGGCCCUGGGGGGGGGCGGGGCCCGGCUGGAGAGACGGGCCACCACCGACCCGGACCAGUACAGCCUGGGCUCCUACUCCUCCAUGCAGGACUGCCGCUCCCUGUACGCGGGGGGGCCCACGGUGCUGUCCUCCCCCAGCAGUGAGGAGCUGACGGGGGACCAGGGCGACCGGGUGUCCCUGGACGCGGCCGACAGCGGGCGUGGCUCCUGGACCUCCUGCUCCUCGGGCUCCCAUGACAACAUCCAGACCAUGCAGGGCCGCUGUUGGGAGACGCUGGCCUUCGUGGCGGGGGGCGGCGGCGUGGUGGGCGGGGGGGGCGGGGUCCCAGCCGGGCUGUGGGCCGCCCAGACCCGCGGCAGCUGGGCGUCGGCCAGCUCCUCGUCCUCCUCCUCGGCGGCCUACUGGGGGGAGGAGUCGGAGGGGGACACGGGCACCAUCAAGAGGAGGGGCGGGAAGGAGGUGAACGCCGACGGGGAGACCAGCAGCAUCACCUCCACCGGCUCGGAGGACGCAAAGCACCGCGCCACACCCUCGCCCGUCACCACGGGGGGCAAGGGGCUGCUGGCGAGGAAGGACGGGCGUUACCGGGAGCCCCCCCCCACCCCCCCGGGCUACACGGCGCUGACCGCCGCCGACCUGCCGGACCCCCCGCCCCCUGCCGCCCCUAGCGCCCCCGUUGCCACGACGACGGCCGGGCCCCCCUGCAGCCGCCGGCCCCCCGACUACAGCACGGCGCUGCAGCGCUCCCGCAUGGUCACGCAGUCACCUGACCUGCAGCACCGGCCCCCCCGCGGCCCCCCCCACGGCCCCGCCCACGGCCCCCCCCGCCCGGAGGAGGAGGAGGAGGACGAUGAACAGGUGUCUGCAGUCUGAAGGGGGCGGGUCUUCCUGCAGUGAUGAGAGGCUCCGCCCAGUAGAAAGGGGCGGGGUCAGAGAGACUGACGUGUAGAAGGACCAAUAGACUCAUCAUCAGUUACGUACGUGCCUGCGGCCUCUGAUUGGUGGAGCUGCCGCCGGCCCCGCCCCCUGCCUUAAAGCAUCUCUACUGUGAAGACGACGGACUUCUGGCACUUUGGACGGAGACUUCCUGUUAGAGAGAGGGAGGCUUCCUGUUAGAGAGUGGGAGCCCUGGUUGCCAUUAGUAACGGACACAACCGACUGUUGCCAUCGGCGACGGACGCUGAAUAAAUUGAACUGACGUGUUGAGCCUCAUCUGCACUUUGUGUUUUAGUACGAGAACAAAACCCAACUUCCUGUCUUACUUCCUGUCCCGUCCCCCUCGGCUUGUCUCUCUUCUUGGACUCUGAGAGACACCCCCCCCCCUCCCAACACCAGACCAGUAUUAUUACAAAAACACAUACACACACGCACACAUCAACACACAUCAACACACAUCAACAUACACAAUAGCACACGCACACAGAUUAAAACGCACACACUGGACCACAACCACGGAUCAAAUGGCACUUUCAGCACAGCAGCGUGAGGUCAGAGGUCAGCGUGAGGUCAGAGGUCAGCGUGAUCCAACGCUGUUCCAAACUCAAUGUUUUUAAUCGACUGAUGAAGGUCAAAGCACAGAGUCGCGUUACUGCGCCUCUGCACCCGGUCCUGGUCCUCACCCGGUCCUGGUCUUCAGGGUCCUGGUCCUCAACCCGGUCCUGGUCCUCACCCCGGUCCUGGUCUUCAGGGUCCUGGUCCUCAACCAGGUCCUGGUCCUCGCCCCGGUCCUGGACUUCAGGGUCCUGGCCCUAAACCCGGUCCUGGUCUUCAGGGUCCUGGCCCUCAACCCGGUCCUGGUCCUCAACCCGGUCCUUGUCUUAAGGGUCGCUGACCCCUCGAUGACCUCUGAGGUGAACCAGCGGUGACCCCUGAUGACCCCAGGCGACCCCUGUUGACCACUGCGGUGACCCCCGCUGACCCCUCGGCCGCCGGUCACAUUGACCAGCGUCGGAGGCUCCGGUAGAUGAAGAAGAAGAAGAGUUUCCUGAAGGAAGCUCUCAAAGGUUUUGGAUUAAUUCUCUGACUUUGUUAUUGUCAUUUUUUGUAAUGGCUGCCGAUGGAUUGUGGGUAAAAUGAUGCGUUUGUAAACCGUGGUGAGAUCAUGUGUAUAUUAGCACCCGUUCGAUAAACAAGUUGCACAACAAGGAGAGCGCAGGCGCCGGUUGAGCGGUCAUCCCUACAUUAUCCCCAUGCUAAUCCCACUGCUAAUCCCCAUGCUAGUCCUACUGCUAAUCCCAUUGAUAAUCCCUUCAAUAUCCUAUGAUAAUCCCAAAUGCUAAUCCCACUGCUAUUCCCACUGCUAAUCCUCACUCAAUCCCACUGCUAAUCCUGUCAAUACCCCAAUGCUAAUCCCAAUGCUAAUCCUUUCAAUACCCCAAUGCUAAUCCCAAUUCUUAUCCGAUCAAUACCCUAAUGCUGAUCCCUUCAUAGACCCAAAACCUAUCCAAUGCUAACCCUUUCAUACUGCCAAUGCUAAUCUCAAAGCUAAUACCCUCAUAAUCCUAGUGCUAAUAACAAUGCUAAUCCCUCCACAGACCCACCGCUAAUCCCUAAAAGAAUCCCUUAAUAUGAUAAUCCAAGUGAUCAACCAAUCAAAUUCUCAGUGCUAAUUCCAGAUUAAUCCCAUCACUGAUCCCAAUGUGUUCCCAGCUCUAAUCUCUGAAAGUCCACUCUAAUCUAGUCCCACUCUAAUCUAAUCUCACUCUAAUCUCUGCAUAGUCCCACUCUAAUCUCACUCUAGUCGAUUUCCACUCUAAUCUCUGCAUAGUCCCACUCUAAUCUCUGCAUAGUCCCACUCUAACCAGUCCCACUCAAAUCAGUCCAAGCUCUAAUCUGUCCCAGCUCUUAUCAGGCGUAGAUCACAGCUCGUCAGCCUAGUGGUAGAAGUGUGUUUAAUGACUGAUGUCAAAGACGAUGUACAUUUAACUGUCCCCCGCAUCAUUUCUCUUGAUACUUCCACAUGUAUGUCUUUUAAAAAGACAGUUGAUGAAGUAUGUAUCUGUUGUUUUUUUUGUAUUUUUAAUACAAUAAUUGUAAAUAUUGGUUCUAUUUUUGUUCAAAUGUACUGUUUAUGCCUCAACCUCCAGUGGAACGCUGGAGAUCAAUAAAUACUGCGUUAAGAAGC
Messenger RNA from Gadus macrocephalus (Pacific cod), 4549 nucleotides. RefSeq names its product Rap guanine nucleotide exchange factor 2b (gene rapgef2b). Gene Ontology annotation, molecular function: guanyl-nucleotide exchange factor activity. Gene Ontology annotation, biological process: positive regulation of GTPase activity; Ras protein signal transduction. Lineage: Eukaryota; Metazoa; Chordata; Actinopteri; Gadiformes; Gadidae. The transcript is spliced from 11 exons. Gene Ontology annotation, cellular component: endocytic vesicle; apical plasma membrane; plasma membrane. The record is from RefSeq and is a predicted model, not a curated record. Bases 19 to 2298 code for a protein of 759 amino acids.